GCCAAGAGUAGUGACGCGAGGCGGACGCUAGCGACACCACAGGUGAGUGUUUGGGUAUCGAAACACGAUCGAAUGUCGAAGCCAUGUCGGUGUACCGUCAUUUUCGCCGUCAUCUGCUGCUGCUGUCAUUCCCGGCGUUGUACGCGUUCUCCAGUGACAGCGACGUUCCCUCAAGUUGCCCCGCUCGUCUAGCGUCCGACAGACCGUUUUCCCACCUCGACAUGGCCACGGGAGACAAGUGGAAGGACGCCUGCUCCAUCCACGACUUCGUGGCCGAAGAUAUCCGCGGCCAAGAGGUUCCCCUCAGCAAGUACGCCGGCCACGUCGUGCUGAUCGUGAACGUGGCAUCGCAGUGCGGCUUCACGGACUCUAACUACAAGCAGCUGCAGGAACUGCACGACAAGUACGCCUCGCACAACCCGCCGCUAAGCAUCCUCGGGUUCCCUUGCAACCAAUUCGGGAGUCAGGAGCCCGGCAGCAACGAGGAGGUGGCGAAGUUUUGUAGCGCCAAGUACAACGUCAAGUUUGACCUCUUCGGGAAAGUCGACGUGAACGGGGACGAUGCACACCCGCUUUGGAAGUACCUCAAGCACAAACAGGGCGGCACGUUCGGCGACCGAAUCAAGUGGAACUUUACCAAGUUUCUGGUGAACAAGGCAGGGCAACCGGUCGCCAGAUAUGCGCCGACCACGGAACCGAAUGCCAUUGAAUCAGACAUCAAGAAGCUCUUGGGAGGGGCCUCGCAACUCUAGCAGCGAUAAACCUUUUGAAAAAGUGCCUAGCUCUUUUCCCCCUCGGAAAACAGCAGCGCCAGUGUUGAAGAAAUCUUGUGCAGGGCGUUUUCGCCUGGUACGGCAGAUGAAGCAUGUGCAGUGUUAUUGCUUACAACCGCGAUUCUAUCAUGCUGAUGUAUUUUUUUCUUUUCAAUAAGCGAUGAUCAAAAAAAAAAAAAGAAGGAACGGGUUUUUUGUUUUCAUGCCAGCUACAAAAAGUCAAUUUGAGCAGUGCAGGUACAAACUGAGAUUAAAAUCUAAGUUGCUGGCCUCAACACAUGAAAAAGUGGAAAAAGCAGCUCUGCACAUUUGUCCAAACAGACAUUUCCAAUGAAGAAAGUGUCAAUCUCGUGAACUGUAGGAGCUAUGCAUUAAUUUAUUUCCUUAAAAUAGAGGGUGCAUAUUAACAAGCACAUACAAGCACCACAUUACACUCUGGAGCAGUAAAUCUCUUGGUGAAACGGCAGCUUCCAGGAGGUCCCUUUCCAUGUUCUGCCCACCAGCUUCUGACUGCCCCACGUUUUUGUUUGUAUUAUACUGUUCAUUGUGUA
This is a messenger RNA of Ixodes scapularis (black-legged tick), 1324 nucleotides long. RefSeq names its product probable phospholipid hydroperoxide glutathione peroxidase. NCBI's taxonomy places the organism in Eukaryota, Metazoa, Arthropoda, Arachnida, Ixodida, Ixodidae. Gene Ontology annotation, molecular function: glutathione peroxidase activity. The transcript has a single exon. The record is from RefSeq and is a predicted model, not a curated record. Gene Ontology annotation, biological process: response to oxidative stress. The coding region runs from base 84 to 752 and encodes 222 amino acids.